Messenger RNA from Dimorphilus gyrociliatus, 1208 nucleotides. The record is from the annotation of a GenBank genome assembly. Lineage: Eukaryota; Metazoa; Annelida; Polychaeta; Dinophilidae.
AGAACAGGAAGUACGUAAUCGUCAAGGUAAAUCCCAACUUUUGUUGAAUGACUAACCCUCACCACUUUUGGAUUGUUCAUAAUCUUCUGACAAUUUCUCAUUUAUCUUAGGAGGCAGUUCGAAUCUAUAGUCACUCUUUCACCAUGUUCCGUGCCGGAUUGGACGUCCAAAAAUUAAAAACCAAUCUUCGCCUCUGUAUAAAUAGGUUGAAGAUGCUGGAGAAAAAGAAAACAGAACUAGCCGUUAAAGCUAGAAGGGAAAUUGCCGACUAUCUGCAAGCUGGAAAAGAUGAUAGAGCCAAGAUUCGGGUAGAACACAUUAUCCGUGAAGAUUACUUGGUCGAGGCAAUGGAAAUAAUUGAAAUGUAUUGUGAUUUGUUGUUAGCCAGAAUGGGGUUAAUAGAUAGCCAGAAACAUAUCGACGAGGGUCUUGAAGAGCCGAUCGCGACAAUAAUUUGGGUCUCACCAAGACUUGAAGCUGAAGUUCCCGAAUUAAAAAUGGUUGUAAAUCAGUUCUCAAAAAAGUAUGGCAAGGAAUGGGUAAUGGCUUCUAGAGCAAAUGAAUUUCAAAAAACUAAUCCAAAAGUAGAGCAUAAGUUGUCUGUUAAAGCACCCGAUCCUAACUUGGUUGAUAGAUAUCUCAUUGAAAUUGCUAAAACUUACAACAUUCAUUAUGAACCAAGUCCUGGAUUACCUGACAUAGAAGUUAUGAAAGCAGAAGAUUUACUAAUUGAUUUCAAUGACAAAAAAAAUCCUAGAGGAGGUGGAAACGAUGGUAAUCCGAGUGGUGGUGCAGGAGGAGGAAGUGGAGGUGGAGGUGGAGGUGGGGGCGGUCAAACAUACCCUUUUGCAUACCCUGCCACUCCUCAGCAGCCCUACGGGGCAGCCUCUCAACCACCACCUUUGCCCGUUGUUCCUCCAAUGGGAGGAGCACCAGUGGCUCAUGGCGGAAUGCCAAUGGGAAUGCCGCCAAUGGGACCUGGCGUUGAUAAUCCACCAGCACCCAGCUAUGAAGAAGCCACUAAACCCAGUCAGUCACAGCCAACUGCUCCAAAAGCUGAUGAUGCUCUCAACUUACCGGAACUACCUAGAGUUCCAAGCAAUGACCUUAUUUCUGGAGGUAAAGCUGGAACACAGUCCAACGAUGGAGAUGAUGUCGAUUUCGAUGAUUUAACAAGAAGAUUCGCAGAUUUAAAGAAUAAGAAAUAA